AUGGAGAUCUUGCACAGGGAGCUUGCAAAGCGAACUUGCGCAAAGACUACCAGCGCGCAGCACUUGUGCACAGAACUUGCAAGAGAGCCUCUCGAGCUGCGGCUCGAAGGCAUGCUUUUCGGAAAGGACCUGCGUCGGUGCAGGAACAGCAUGAAGGCAGGCUGCCUGCCUCACGGCUUCACGAAGGGCUUCUUCACCCUGAAAGGUGGCGAGCUCAAUUUUUUUGACAAGCCAGAGAGCAGCUCCCAUAAGCUGCUGGACCUGCUCGGUGCGGAGAUCGCGUUGGAGACCUCGUCAUCUCAGGCAGCUCCGCACUUUGAGCCAGGCUUCUCCUACAGGGUUUGUGUGAUGCCCAGGGCAGCAGGGCGCCUGUGGCUCUAUGCGUCGUCACAGGCCUUGGCCAAGCACUGGUAUCGAUCCAUCAGAUUGGCGACUGCCAUCAAUGAAUCCAAGAAGGGUAAGCUCGCUUUAGAGGUGCCACUGGAGACCAUUGCAAACUUUUUGCGGCAGCAUUGCCGGCGCCGGGCCUGGGAAGUGCUGGUGCACUACCACCAAGCCUGGUUGGUGAGGCAUCACCUGCUCUCGGACUGCAUUCGCAGCUUGGAGUCAGCCCAUCGCUUUCAGAAGGUUCUGGGUACGUGGACAAAGCUGCGCAAGGUUUUCAGAGAGAGGAGCCGGCUGCAGGUGCAGGAACCCUCGACGCCAAAGCAGCUCGAGGGCUUGCCUGCGGCAGAGCUGCAAAGGCUGCGCCACAAGGCGAUCUCAUGGUUGCAGCACAAGGCCAAGGAAUUGGAAUCUUCGACUAGAUCUCCGGCAGCAGGCCGCCAUGGGUGGCCGGUUUCGCACCGCGUGCUGCGGACUACGAUGCCCGUGGGUGCUUGCUACAAGGCAGUCAGCGAGCAGGAAGCGUUGGCUUUCCUCAGAGCCCACUAUGAGGCUUCCAGCGCCUCAUCGGCCUCAGUGCCUAGUUCGUCAGAGAGCUCGAAGUGCUUGCUGUCCACGAGCUCCGAAGAAAGUUUACAGCCUUGUGAGGCCUUCCUAUGGGCCUCUGAAAGCAAGCUCUGUUUUCAACGGGCUGAAGAUGCCUCAAAGCCGCCACGAUGGGUCCAAAUCAGCGAGAUUUCCUCCGUGGUGAUGCAUUCAGAUCGCAUGGAUCAGUUCAGCCCGAAUGCUGGCCCAUGGUUGACCCUACGUGGGCCGCGGCUGAGAGGUGGCAUGAUUCAUCAGCCACCCAGCGACCUGAGCCAAAGUCUCCGAAUCACGAUAGCUGUCAGGUCAGGCUGUGUGCCGCAGUCAGAGAAGCGGAUGUGUACGCGCGCCUAUUUGAGCCUUUUGGGCCAACGGCUUGCCAGCACAAUCCAAACUGGGGAGGAUGUGGAUUAUACAUGUGCACUCAACCGGACCAUUCCGCUGCCGCCUGGCGCGGAUGCCGAGCCGUUGCUGCGAAGCAUCGAAGAUGCGGUUUGCAGCUUGGACAUUGUUCAGGAGUUGCAUCCGGACAUGCCCCAGGACACCAAGUUUCAGCGGCGAGUCCUUUGCGGGAAUCGCAUCGCUUUGUGGCGUUUGCUGUCUACUGCCAACGAGAUGCCCAAGGAGAAGACAACUGCCCCCCUGGAAGAAGAUGUUUCAUCUUCCUGGCGCAUCCCGCUUCUCAAGUAUGGGAACGAAAGUACGACGGGGAAGGCUUUUGUGGAGCUCCACGUGAGAGCUGAGCGGGUGUCAGCAGCUCUAUCUAGUCCCGACAUCAUCGCUUCUCAUCAUGACGAUUGGGGUCUUGGCACCCAGGCGCUGCAGCUGAAGCUUGGCGACAUUUGCGGCGUGGAGCUGACCCAGGACUCCCGCGUAGAGCUUCUUCACAAUGGCUUCAGCUGCUACACACUCUCCGCAUCCUCGUUCAAAGGCUGCUUCUUGCAGCUGCCGCUGCUGCAAGGGCGCCUGACGCUGCGAGUGACGCGCCGCGCCCGGAAGACUCCUGAGCUGGACUUUGAGGGGCUGCUGGCCGCGGCCAAUCGGGGUGGGCAGAAGCGUCAGGACUCUGUUUGCAUCUGCCAUGCAGAUCUCAUGGUGGGUGACUUGAAGCCCGACUUCGGCGAGUUCCAGUGGCUUCCGCUGGCACAUGGCCAGGUGCCGAAGGAGGCGUCGCCGGGCACGUUGCUGGCCUGGUUCGAGGUGGCUUUGGCACAGCCCAGGGGGCCAGCGCUGCAGGUGGCGGCGCGGGUCACGGAGACGCCGGCGCCGCCGCGGGUGACGGUGGGCGACCACGCCACGCUGGCCUUGGAGGAGGCGCUGUUGUACCCCACCAGCCGCAAGCAGCACCAGGACUCCUUAGCUCCAGGCAGCUGGGAUGAGAGUCGGGCAGGAACCAAAGGAGUUCCGCUGAGACUGCCGCGCACGAUCCUCGAGCUGGUCCAGUCAGAUCUACCCGAUGAUCAAGGCCACCGUGCGCAACUUUCAGCUAACCUUCUGCGAAAGCCGCCACCCUGUGAGCAGUGGCCAGACCCAGAACCGGUGCCUGUGAAGUUUGCCAUCCGGAGUGAUGAGAAUGAGUGCGACUUCCGAAGACGCGGUUUGCCGGCCACUUGGCAGCGGGUGCAAGAAGCAUUGGCACAGGCUGGGAGCAGACGGGCGGAUUCCAGGAAGCUGGUGGAGUCGCUGACCCACGCUCUCCGGCAGGUAUCGGUGCAAGUGCUGGCUUUGCGAAGCGACAGCACCUGCGAUGUUGAGCUCUCGCCUGGCUUUGUUCAGAAUUGGCAGGCGCACCCUGCUCGGCGGUACUGCUUGCCGGGAACAGCAACUGCCCUGGGCGAGCCCCUGCGGCUGGUUCUGUCUGGCGUUCCUCUGGAAAUGAUCCAGGCAAAGCAUUCAGCCAGCUUCCCCGUCUAUGACGCUUCCACUUUACAACCUGAGGAUGCGAUCGUGACGUCCAAGCGAAAAGCUGGCUGCAUCGUCGCUGGUCCUGUCCCUCUAGAUGUUGCCUUAUCUCGUCACGAGUGGAUGCUCCACCUGCGGGUGGACAAUGAGCAAAACCUUCACCGGCUGGUAGCGAACAUCCGACAAUGUGUGCGUCUGCAGACAGAGGUCUCAAAACUGCCAGAGGGCAACGCUGGUUGCAGCAUGGGCCAGUUGGAAGUUUUACUCGUCCGCGCGAAGAAUGUUUUCCCCAGGAGAGUGUGCCGCUCUGUAACAGGCUCCCUGGAUGCGAUCAUAGGAGGAAAGCCAGUCAUGCAGGCUGUGAAGGAUUUACUCCAACCGGAGCAACACCUUAGACUGUUUGUUCGUCUCCGGCUUUUCCAGGGGGAGAAGGUGCUAAGCAUCCUUGGCGAGGAGUACUUCGAUUCGCCCGUGCAGGAAGGUUCGAUAAGCCCCUGCUGGACUGGGCUGGACCAUGACGGCAUUCAUGAUGGCUGGGCUUUCAACACCCUGGCCUUUGAUCCAGCAAGGAUGUCUGGUCUCGUGCUGGAGCUGGAGCUCUGCAACCAAAGCCUCGGCGGAGAAGACAGCCUCGGAAAAGUCCGCAUUCCAGUGACGCACAAGAACUUCCUCACAAAUGCACAGGAGCCUUUCAGAAAUCUUUGGUUGCCUUUGACGUCAGAGGAGGAUGGCAAGUGGAUGGUCACCCAGUGCGGAGAUAUACACAUUCUCACACUGUGGCAGCCACUCGGCCCAGAUCAACCUCCAGGCCAGGCACCAGGGACUUAUCGAAGAAGCUCUGCAAUGGCCUACCUGAAGCAUCAAGUGAGGAUGGACAAGUCCCUGGCACAGUCUGAGCCCUGGCUCAUGCCUUUUGUGGCGGCUUUUGUGAUGCAGUUGCAGCCCCCAGUUCCCGCAAGCUACUUCAACUCCAUCAGAGGUCUCCAAGACCUGCAGGUGGGGAAGGUGCUCUAUGCUUUUCGCUUGUGCCAGUUGGCAGUUGCCGACGCUGGUCCCUACGAGGCCAAAGUCCGGCACUUGGUCCUGGAGUCCUUAUUUGCCACCCUGACAAACGUGAAUUUUGACGACUCCCGAUUUCAGCGAUACUUGAAAGAGGCCGCUGAACUCGUCAGUAAGAUGGAGGAGCACUUGCAGCAUGCUGGCCGUGCGGUACCACCAGCUCCAUCGCCAUUGCCGACAAAACUUCCAGAUGGACACAAGGAGUUGCUGGAUGCAGCUAAGCCAGCGGGCCUUUUGGCCCGUUCCAGCCUGAUUGGUAACCAGGAUCUCUUUGGAGUCAUGGAGAUGUGCACCUAUGGCUUGAAGGGCACCUGUGCCUACUUCUAUCACGCAGAGCAUUUAGAAGCAGGGGACGCUGCUUACAAUGAGGCGGAGUGUGAGCAGGUCUAUCAGGAGAUCUACCGUAUUGGCAGCUAUUUGGCGGACAAUUGCAGCUGCAAGCCUAAGGAGGAUGCUCUGUCUGUGGCCCUGUCAGAGUGCUUGGCCGUCGGGGCAUUGAAUCUGAAGGUCAUGAAGAUGUUGGAUGCUGCCCACAACGUGCUGCUGGGCACUCCAACUCCGACUGAGGUGACCCAGGAGCCGCCAGAGGGCCCUGCUAUCCUGGUGAGCGGCCAUGACUUGGCGGUCUUGCAUCGGCUGCUGCAGCAGACCGAGGGCAAGUCUUUGAACAUUUACACGCAUGGAGAGCUGCUGCCAGCCCACGCGUAUCCAAAUCUCAAGAAGUUCAAGCACUUGCGCGGGCACUUCGGAACCCACUGGGGGAAUCAGCAGAAGGAGUUCAGGCACUUCCCUGGCAUUAUUUUGAUGACUUCCAACUGCCUGAUGCCUCCAAUUGGAAAGUACAAAGGCCGAAUUUGGACGUGUGGUCCAGUUGGAUUUGACGACACACCCAAUGUGGAUGAACACAAUUUUGCGCCGCUCAUCCAGCAG
Effrenium voratum is the source of this 4860-nucleotide messenger RNA. NCBI's taxonomy places the organism in Eukaryota, Dinophyceae, Suessiales, Symbiodiniaceae. The record is from the annotation of a GenBank genome assembly.